Messenger RNA from Malassezia globosa CBS 7966, 2022 nucleotides. RefSeq lists its product as uncharacterized. The transcript has 2 exons. Lineage: Eukaryota; Fungi; Basidiomycota; Malasseziomycetes; Malasseziales; Malasseziaceae. The record is from RefSeq and is a predicted model, not a curated record. Gene Ontology annotation, biological process: mitotic G2 DNA damage checkpoint signaling; DNA replication initiation; mitotic DNA replication checkpoint signaling. The coding region runs from base 1 to 2022 and encodes 673 amino acids.
AUGAGCAGCACGAAUCGGUGGCAAAAAAGCCAUCGAUCCGUCAAGAUUCCCCAUGUCAAAUUGCGGCCACCUCAGGCACGCGAAGUAUCAGAGGCAGAGAUAGCAGAUGCUGAGGAUGAUGCGCAUUUCCGGCGCACGCGAAAUCGCGGCGUGUCGUCCGGUGCGCAUACACCAGCGGAUUUCUAUGGUCAUGCACGAACGCCACUUCAGGGCACGGUGUUGAGCUUCACCGGUAUUGAGGACAAAAGAGAACUUGUGGAUAUUGCGGAAAGGCUCGGUGCGCGCGUGCAUGCGGAUCUGACGAGUGAGGUGACGCACCUUGUUGCUCGCACGCCAGGCUCGGAAAAGUACAGAAUCGCGAUCCAGUUCCAUAUGUGUAUUGUGCAGCCUGAAUGGCUUUAUCUGGUGCGUGAGGCGUGGCUCUCUGGAGAAGAUGCUGUUGAUCUCGCUGGUCUCGCUGAGCAAUGCCAACUACCGCCACUGGAAGGACUCACGCUCGCCUUGACUGGCUUCGAUGCGCAUGAGCGGGAAACGCUCGCUGCGCGCAUCGACAUGAUGGGUGGCAUUGUCGCACCGAAACUUACCUGGGAUGGGUCCAUCACGCAUCUUGUGUGUGCGCCGCCGAUGGAAGGACGAUCGAGGAAAGGACUUGAUCGCGUUCUCGCACAUCGCACGCUUGCGGCAGAGUGCGAUUUGCCGCAUGUACUUGCAGCUGUGAGGAUCCGACUCGUCCAUGCUGCAUGGAUUGAAGACUGUUUUGCUGCUCGUGUCCAGCUCCCUGAGUCUCCAUAUGAUGCGAUGAAAGAAGUCGAUACCGAGCCGCGCCGGGCGGAACGUGUUGCGUCGUUGAAGCCACGCCUACUUGAACGCACGACAAGUGUGCCAGUGUCGACCGAUAUGUCGCACGAUCUUGUGGCUACGUCCACAUCCACGCCCGGCCCCGCGCCUAUGCCCGUAAGCAAGGCAUCUUUGCCUGCGUCGCUUCCUGUAUCACAGCCCAUGUCUCAGCAGGUGCCAGGAGCUCGGAUGCCCGAGCCAGGCUCGCUCUUGUCGUAUACACGUAGCGCCAGUUUCCAGGCGCCGGCGCCGGGUGUCUUUCAUGCAUGCCAGUUUCACAUCGACAUGCAAGAUGAUGCGCGCACACGACGAGUCGCUGCCGUGGUUCGCAGAGCGGGUGGUGCAGUGCUGGCGGAUCGAUCGGUGACCGCUGAUUAUGCCGUGGGCCCUCUUACACAGCCCGUGCAAUGCCUGCCCGCACGAGUCCAUGUGACGCACCACUGGAUCGAGCGGUGCUUAUACGACGACAAAUUAGUCGAUCCGCACAUGCAUGUGGCGUUGCGUCCCGCGACGCGAUCAUUGCCUAUGGCUGAGGCCCGUGCGUGGAGCAUUGCCGUGUCCGGUUUGGACAAGUACACGCCUGACUACCACCACACAUGCGCGGCGAUCGAAGCUUUGGGCGCUACUAUGACGACGACAUUUUCUCGCCAUGCGUCGACACACUUGCUAUGUACAGACGAGGCAAGGACGGGCCCCAAAGCACAAAAGGCCGAGGAGUGGCAUAUACCCAUCAUUGGCACAGACUUUCUUGAGCAAGCACUACGUCCACCUGCCAUGGACGUGCCACCUCGAAAGCGUGCGCGACCAAUGCCGAGGCGCUCAGCCACUGAAGGAAUGGCAGAUGUGCAUACGAAUCAUGGCUUGUUGCCCCAUACAGGUAGGGAGACAGGGUCGGAUCUCGCCGUGAUCCCAGCAGCCACCACGGCGCCUUGGCUUUCGGACUAUGCCCAUGGGCCAUGGGCAGUGGCCAAGGACAAUGAUGGCGCUGAUCAUCACGAGCACAGCAAUGACGCCGUGGCUGCGGCGGCCGAUGGUGCAGGCGCCAUCGCUGACUCGACGCUUGACGCGUCGACAACACAUGUUUGGUACGAUGAUCCGGCUGCACGGCGUGAACAUACGAGACUCAUGGCACUGGUGGGUGAUGCAUCGUCUACGAGGCCAGCGAAGAAGAAAGCACAGACGUAG